CUGUAACACUCUUUUCUAUAUUUGUCAGUGACAACUGGCAUCGGUUUUAUGGACGUCUGUCCACAGUAGAGAAAAAUGCAAUAAAUUAUGGCAAGUUAUAGAGAAAAUCGGCCCCGUGUAACUGAGCCGUCGAUAUGCAGCUGCCUGUGAUAUGUCCCGUUCCAGACAUCCGACUCCCCUGAUGACACAAGGGUAAUCUUCCGACUCGAAAAUAUCAUGAAAAGGAAAUCAGUUUUGAUCACAACACGUGGGAAUUUAUCACUCUUUCCAACGUUGUUUGACCACCAAAUAUCAAAUUUCGAGCGAUGAGGUUUAACAAACAGGAGCUUAUGACACUAGCGACUCAACCUUCCCAGGAAUUCGAUAAAGAAGGUGUCCUUAUAAUUAAAGAGAGACAAGAAGGUUUUUUUAGGAGAACCGACAGAAGAGACAGCAAAAGAGGAAAAAAGACUAAGGGUUUGCAGGAGCUGAGCUGCUAUAGUGGAGCCAAUAAAGUAAGUCAAGAAAGAUGGUGUCGCUUACGUGGGAACCUGCUGUUUUACUUCAAAAAUCAUUAUCAGUGGUCCGAGCCUGUUGGAGUCAUUGUUUUGGAACAGUUUACCAUUAAAAUAGAUCCAGCCGGUUUGGAACCUUAUUAUGGUUUUACAAUCGUGUUUGAAGGAGGGAUGGAGCAGCAAUGCGGUACGAGCUCAGAGGAAGAACGAAACUCUUGGCUUGAAGUUAUACAAAUGUCUGGUUACGCCAAAUUAAGAGCCAAGUUAUUGCACUUAGAACAAAAGCUAGAACUAAAAAGAGGGCAUGAUCCUGACCUGGAUGUGCAAAUGUGGAGAUUGAGGAGGGGAAAUACAAUAGAUCCUGCAGAAUUACCAAUUUGUGAGGUUUCUUUAUCAUGUGAUAAUUUGUUGUGCGACGGUCAUGGAAGGCCACCGUCUUCUCUGGUCACUGCUCAUGUUUUUGUGCCAUCGGCAGCUGUUUGGCUUAAAUAUUCCAACACAGAAAUUAUCCAGAGGAGUAGCAAUCCAAGUUUCUUGUGUACGAUAAGUUUCCGGUCUAGCGAUGGGUUAAUUAGUGAUUCCAAAAUCAAAUUUACUGCGUUUGAUGUUAGAGAAACUAUAUCACACACAUCAACACCAAUCGGAAAUGCUUGUGUCACACUAGGCACUCUUCAGGAUAACGAUAAACUGAGAAUUCCUUUAAAAGGUAACAGCAAUGCCACUGUUGGUUUUUUAAGUAUAAUUGUUUGGUCACAUGAAAGGGAGAAGAGCAAUUUGAGCACAGAAAGCACCCCUUUAAAAACAAUUUCAAAUCACGACGUGAAAGUGUGCUGUCAUCGCAGAUCGCAAUCUCUUCCUCCGCGCCUAGGAUGUAAACUAAAAUUACCACGCCAAGGGGAUUUCAAGAGUUGGUUCGGAAAUGCAAAUAUCCAUACUUACCGAUUUCAUUCAGGUCUCGGUGGUGAUAUAUGUGUUCAAGAAGUAAUGGCAGAGAGCACUCUGUGUUUCCUUUUUCCACAACAACUUCUUGGACUUUGGAUAAAUGAAGAAAAGGAACUUCUUCAGGAAGUUGCUGGUAUCGGAGAGCUAGUUGAACCAUGGCAUUCUUUACAAGUACAGCUAUUAGAUAAGCACUUAUAUUUUAUGAGACUCUAUUCUCAGGCGAAACAGAACCUACAAGCUCAUAAAGGGAGUUUUUUUAAGCCAUCUUCUCGAAAACUGGAUAAAUCCCUUGAAUUUGCACCUGUAAAUCUUCAUCUUCAAAGAAUUUGGGUGCAAAAUGAUACUCUUAAAAAAUGUGGAUUCUACGAUACUAUUACAGUUGGGGCAUUUACCGCUCAUUCACAUAAAUCCAAAACUGGUGGUCUUAUCAAGCUUCUACAACAAUUAAAAGAGUCUCCGAUAAAGAGCAAGCUAGACGCUCCCAGUAUUGAUAAAAUUGUCGUGGCACAUGAUGCCAUACAAGCUAUAAAACAGUUGAGACGAGAAGUCGUGGAAGCUAUGAGAUUGUUGAUGAAAUUAGCAAAAGAAAAGAAAACCCCCGGGAUGUUGUCCAUUUGUGAUGAUAUGGUGAAAAAGACAAGAACACUUUUGACACUGUGGGAUGCUGGAUUGGUAGAAGAGGCAUUAACAUUUGUAGAAGAACAUAAGGUGACAGAACCUUUGACACAAGAAGAAAUUCCGAUGUCUCCAUUCAAGAGAAUAACCCAACAUUUGCAAUUUCAUGAUUUUAAAACUACCGAUGAAGAACCUGUAACACCCGAUAGUCCCACUCAUAAUUGUCAUUCAUUUUGGAGCGCACAUUCAACGAGAAGAACAACUUAUGUCCCCUAUUCUGAUUAUGAAGAUGAAGAGAAUAAAAUAGAUGAAAACUCAAAUGAAAUGAAUGAUCAACUAGAGGAUAAUAUAAGAUGUAUAAAUAAUCCUGAUGAAGAAGAUAAUACAAAAGAAGAGGAGUUGUCAAAAGUGGAAGUUGUAUCAAAUGGCCAUGAGCAUGAAGUCGGGCGCAUGUUUUUAGAUACCCAUGCAAUGUGUAGCUCACCCUCGGCGAAUUAUUACAAACCUACUGACGAGCCUGAACCUUGGGAUUUGACCCAGCUCAACAUCGAAGCUAGUGUUAUGUGUCUGGUGAGCAAAGUGAAAUUCCUAUGCGGACGAUGUGGUUCUCCAGCUGUGCGACUAAGAAGCUCUAACAAUUCUAUUGCAAGAUCACAAAGUUUUCGCUCAGAAUUGUGCACACAAAAACAAGAACAAUCUUUUAGCCAGACAUACAACACUGAAGAAAACUCAAAAACUUUAAGCAAUGACGGUAUCAAUCAAGUUACCGAAAAGACCAAUUCAGUUAGGAAUAAAUUCACCGAAGGUUUGGAGCUAACUAAUAUUGUAGAUUGGACUCGAGAAUUAAGACCUAGUAUGAAAAAGUUGCGUCAAGCUAUGGACGGCCUUUUGAAAACAGCCCGGUUGACUCACAGCGUUUUUAGACUGCAAGAAGAUAACAAAGCUGCACAAAGAUCGUGUUAUGUCCGAUAUCGCAGAAAUGUUUGUUUUUCACAUGCAUUGACUUCAGUCGUCACUGGCCUCAUCGCGAGGCUUUGCUGUCAAAAUCCAGAUCCUACUUUUCUUCACAUUCUGAGCAGUGUUGGCCCAUUAGUCAUAUUCGAAGGGCUUUUGAGUUACUACGGAGGUGAAAUAGAUAUGUGGGGAGAUAUGGUUGUGGCUAUAGAAGAUCUUAGCACUGUGACUUUUAAACUGACCCAGUAUACAGCAGGUUCAAAGCAAAAUGCGCAACAGCCAAAAAUAACAGGAUCUAGGCCAUCCCUCGGAGUAGUUAUACCAGUUCCAGAGGCAGUAUAUUCACUCCUUCCUCUCACAUCGACUUCAAACAGCAUUUCUUUUAAUAUCACGCCAGUUUUUUUUAACGUUGGAAUUAAUGAGGCUGCCACCUUAGCCGAAAGCAUUGGCAAUACGAAAGCUCAUGACAAAAGCAAUGCUGAUAAUUUCUGCCGGCUUAAUGAGUACUACCACAGAUAUCGAAGGCUUGGAUUUUUACCACAAUCAACAGUCAAAGGUAUGCCAUAUUGCAAGUCAAACACAACUCUAAACGAUUUGAUGAGUCGUCUAAAACACGAAGUUGAAACACCAAAAUCAAAAAAUGUCCAAAUACUUCAAUUAGCUGGCCAUAUUUGUAGAAAAAUGAAAGGUAUUAGAUUUACAAGCUGUAAAAGUGCCAAAGAUAGGACUGGUAUGUCAGUUACUCUUGAACAAGUAAACAUUCUUAGCUCCGAAUAUGACUUAGCUGAGCAUGAAUAUCAGAAAGCCCUUGACUGCAUGAGAAGUGAAGGAUGUCGAAGAGAGAACAGCUAUAAAAAUGUGGGCAUAAGAAAGUAUGCUUUUAAUAGUUUACAACUGUUCACAUUACCAAAGUUAUACAGACCUCCAGCAGGAACUUACGGCUCAGUGCAAACAUAAUUAAAUGUAUUUAUUUUAAAAUAAUUGAUAAAUGUUGUACUGUCUUAUUUAACAAAUGUAGGUUUUAUAUUUAAUUACUAUUAUAAUCAGAUUUUUUUUUUAUUCCAAGGGAAAAGGCUACCUGUUAGUAUUAUUUAAAAACUGUAGUCUGUUUUAGUUGUAUGUGCUAUGGGUAACAGAUCUUCCUCUAAUUAAUUGCACAUUAAUUCAAAGCCACAGAGUUUAUAAAAUUAUGUACCAAGAUACAGAACCUUCCUUAAAUUUAGUUUUUCUUUUUAGUUUCUUGAAUAAACAAUUAUAAAAAUCUUGACACUCAUAGUUUCAGUUAAAAUAGAGAAAAUAAUAGAAAAAUAGUUUUUAAAACUAUACAUUGUAUGCAGUGUAAAAAUUU
Cimex lectularius (bed bug) is the source of this 4353-nucleotide messenger RNA. RefSeq names its product type I inositol 3,4-bisphosphate 4-phosphatase. Lineage: Eukaryota; Metazoa; Arthropoda; Insecta; Hemiptera; Cimicidae. Gene Ontology annotation, cellular component: cytoplasm. The transcript is spliced from 20 exons. The coding region runs from base 306 to 3962 and encodes 1218 amino acids. Gene Ontology annotation, molecular function: phosphatidylinositol-3,4-bisphosphate 4-phosphatase activity. The record is from RefSeq and is a predicted model, not a curated record.